Molecule: messenger RNA, 4968 nt
Organism: Vespula vulgaris
Lineage: Eukaryota; Metazoa; Arthropoda; Insecta; Hymenoptera; Vespidae
Product: transcription factor sem-2-like
Exons: 2
Coding region: 1432-2925 (497 amino acids)
Biological process (GO): cell differentiation; anatomical structure morphogenesis; regulation of DNA-templated transcription
Molecular function (GO): RNA polymerase II cis-regulatory region sequence-specific DNA binding; DNA-binding transcription factor activity, RNA polymerase II-specific
Source: RefSeq, a predicted model, not a curated record
GCUGUGCGCGCUAGUAUACAGCCAGGAGUUCGGUCGCGGCACGAGUCAGUAGCACAUGAGCGCUCGUCGAGCGAGUAUCGUUCCGUCAAGCGACUCUCGCCCGGGCGAUAAUGUCACCGAGUGAUCGUCGAGCGACUACGAGAGGAUCUUGAAAAGAAAUAUAUAUUUAUUAGAGGAUACGUGAAAAAAAAAAACGGAAUACGAAAUAUCUAUAAAUAAUAAAGGAUAAACGUGUACUAUAUAAUAUAUAUAUAUAUGUAUAUGUAUAUAUACACGUGUAUUUAAUAUACAUAUAUAAACGUGCGUGCAACGAAAUUGAAAUAGAAAGAGAGAGAGAGAGAGAUAGAAGAUAUCGUCGAUAUUCCGUCGACGGUUCUUUUUUUUUGUCUUGACCAACGGAAGAAGAAGACGUCAAAAGGUACGAGAGAAGGAAGAAAAUUGUUUUGAGAGGUGGUGGAGGAGGAGGAGAAGAAGAAGAAGAAGAAUAAGUGAGAGUGAGAGGGGACAAAUAAAAGAAGCGAAUCGCCGCGUCGGACACGCGCCGCGAUUGUCGCUAAAAGCGUGUUUUCUUCCGCAAAGGGGCGCGCGCGGGCGCACAACAUCAUCCGCCGCCGCAUUCACGAAAGGAAAGAAGAAAAGCGGACGUCGGACGAUUUUUUUGUUGGCCGAAUCGAUUGAAAAGGAAGAAAAAGAACUUGGAGAAAGAUCCGAAAGAAAUAAAGAAGAUAGAAAAGAUCUUCUCGCGUAGAGAACGAGUCACGAUCAUCUCUGUUGGUGCUCUGCUGGAAGUGAAUUUUUUCGCGAACGUUUAGAAAAAAGUAAAAUAAAAAAAAAGAAGAAGAAGAAGAGAAAAGAAAAAGAAAAGGAUUGAGUUAGAACGAAGGAGAGAUUUCGAUCCUCGUUUUUUUCUUCUCCUGUUUUUCUUUUCCCAUCGCGACGUUUCACUUCUCACGUUUUACGUAAAGGGGAAAAAAAAGAGAGACCGAAAGAGAAGUAAUAAGAAUAAAAAAAAAGGACUUGAUAUUAUUAAUUAAUACAAUUAUUACACUUGUAUACUUUCGUUUGUAUGAAAAAAGAUUCCCGAAGUGUGUUUUCUAAACGAUAUAACAGAUAAAUAUAGAAUAUAUACAUAUAACAUACGUACUUUAUAUAUAUAUUAUUACUAUCAAUUGUCGAGUCACCAAGAGGAGAUACGCGCGAUAGUUUGCCAGCUGGUAGUGUGGUGAUAGCGAUCGUCGAUUUAUUAAUUUUGCUUAAGGAAAAGUGGAAAAAUAAAGUGAGAGAGAGAGAGAGAGAGAGAGAUAGAAAGAGACUAGCUAAAGAGCGAGCGAGCAAAAGGCUUGCUACGACGUGUGUUAAAAAAUAUAUAUAAAUUAAAAAAAAAAUAAUAAAUAAAUAAAAAUAACAAAAAAAUAAAAGAACGGCCCAAGAAUGGUGCCACAACAGCAGGACAGCCCUUCGAGCUCGGGGAUUCCGAUGUUUGGAUCUUUACUUGUGGAUAAAAAUUCGGCCACCCCGUAUUCGGAUGCGACACAGACGAAAAAGAACAACCCGAAUCACAUAAAACGGCCGAUGAACGCGUUCAUGGUUUGGUCACAGAUCGAACGCAGGAAGAUUUGCGAGGUCCAACCUGACAUGCACAAUGCCGAGAUCAGCAAACGACUUGGUAGACGUUGGAAAACGUUGGACGAGGCCGAGAGGAGACCGUUCAUCGAGGAGGCAGAGAGAUUAAGGCAAUUACACAUGAUGGAAUAUCCGGAUUACAAGUAUCGACCACGGAAAAAGACGACGAAGCCAGCCCCGGCGCCAAAAGCUAAAGAAUCCUCCGGUAAGAAACCGAGGAAAUCGUCUACUUCCUCAAAUUCCUCAUCUUCCUCCUCCUCGUCUAUCGGCGGUUCCUCGCCUUUAUCACAUUCGAAAUCGCGGAACGACACGAACAACAACACGCAGACGCCAUCGUUGAAGAGGUUGCAGGCUCAGCCGAGCACGAAGCCGGUUUCGAGGUUGAAGGUCAGGUUGGCCCUUGACAAGAGGCCUCUCGAUUAUACACCAGCGCCACCGAUCGUCACGGCUAAAGUACCAAGCAGUCCUUCCUGCGACACACCGGAUUCUCCCGAGUCUGCUAGCUUCUACGACGACAAUUAUCACGAUAACGGUCCAGCUGCAGUGGCAGCAGCGGCUGCGGCCGCAGCCGCGAUCGUCGGCGGUGGUUCACACGCCGGUUUACCACCCCCUUUACCACCUACCAGCUCGUUACUCGCCGCUAAGAUCAAGCAAGAGACCGCAUCGAUCAUGGAUAUGGAUUACAAGACAACAUCGACGACGAAUACCGCGACACCGACUACCAGCUAUACGAAGGACAGACUUUUAUCAUCCGUCAGAGGAGCCGGAUCCUUUUCUACCUCCUCCUCAUCGUCCUCUUCCUCCUCUUCAAAUAUCUCCUCGUCGUCCUCCUCCUCCCUCUCGACCUCCGACGUCGACAGUCUCGGCAGGAGCACCACGGUUAGAUCAUCCACACCGUGCCAUCUCGAUCAUCAUCAACAGCAACAGCAACAUCCCUUCUCCAUCAAAGAGGAACCCUUGGACCCGACUCUCGCCACGGCUACGACGACGAUUGGCACGAGUCUUACAUCUUCCUCAUCCACCUCCUCGACAUCCCCUACGAACAACUCCGGCGCCAUAAAACUCGAAGAAGUAUCCGGAAGUAAUCCCAGCCUCGCCGAUCUCUAUUCCCUAACCGAUCUCCUACAAAUACAACCGUCCGACUUCAAACUCGAUCUCGACAUGGAAACCAUUACCACCGAUCUGGACUCCUUCGAAACGGCCAGCUCGAGUAGCGGUUCGCACUUUGAAUUUUCUUGCACGCCCGACGUCACGGACAUGUUGUCGAACAUAGGCGUCAGUAACGAGUGGGUUAGCUUUUGAGUGAGCUACGACGACGACUACCUCUCGAUCAACGCGUCGAUCGAUUUUCUCCUUACGUCUCUUCAAACAUAUAUUUUCCUUAUCCGUCAACCGAGCGACUCGACGAUCUCGAUUUCUCCAAACUACGAGUCUCCUCGGAGCACCUUUCCAAAAAGCACAUUUAUCGAUCAACCGCAUAGCGCACCACCGCUAGCGUCCUUUCUCUCUCUCUCUCUCUCUCUUCUGUUUGUGCUCGUCAUCUUUUACGGUUUAAAGGGACAGGGACGGUUAAAGCGGCCGACACCAGACGUCGUUCUUUUACCAAACAUAUUUCAACUCGUUCUCAUGCUGCUUCGAGGCGGUUCGAAAAGAAGGAAGGAGUAAGGUAUACGGAGGAGGGGGCAGGAUUGGGGGAGGUACGCCUUAGGGACGACCGGAAACGGCCAUCGAGUAUGUGUAUAGAGAGGGUCUGGAAAAGAGGCACCAGCUGUGUUCUCCCUUUGCUCUUUCACUCCUUCCGGUACCCCUCUGAUUUAUCCUACAUAGUUCUCUCUCUUUCUCUUUUUCCUUACUUCAUCCGUGGAAUCCUUCGUACCCUCAUCGUCGUCGACCGAAUUUAAACCCACGGUCAGCUGAUCGCCAGCUGGUGCGGACUACUCGAAUUCCUUCUUUUCACGUCCCUCGAAGAAAACUAUCGUGAGAUCGAAAAGAGAGAGAGAGAGAGAGAGAGAAACAGAGAAAGAUAGAGAGAGAAAGUAAAGAUGAAAAAUAAGAUGCUAUCUUUCUCUCUUUUUCUAUUUUUCUCGUAAAUUAGAUCGAACAUCCGGCACGUUAGGUGGUGUUGCUCUUCCUAUAGUUCUCUCCUACUUUUUAUAUACAAUCAUCCUGAUUACUCGUCGACGCGAAGAUCACCGAAACUGCCGUCACCAAUACCACCAACACUAACUACCACCAUCUCCACAUCCCCCUCUGCUGCACCUCACCAUCGUUGUUGGUUACUCUUCUUAACGAGGAAACCUUCUUGAUCCCAAGAUGAUUAACUUCGACGUCUAUUAAGUUUUCAAGCCGAUAUUUUCUUUUGUUCUUAUUUUGUAUAUGUACUGUAGCAUAUUAGCGAUUAAGCUAGAACUUUUUUUUUCACGGUUUAUAUAUGAUUGCGGAUAGAGAAGUGUGUUUUUGUCAGGAGCCAACCGAGCAGCAAAACGAUCCUCGCGGCGAGGACGAUACGAUGAUGAUGAUAAUGAUGGUGAUGAUGAUAAUGAUGAUGAUGAUGAUGAUGAUGAUGAUGAUUACGAUGAUUACGAUGAUGAUUACGAUGAUUAUGAUGAUGAUAUGAUGAUGAUAUGAUGAUGAUUAUAUGAUGAUGAUUAUAUGAUGAUGAUGAUGAUAAUGAUGAUGAUAAUGAUGAUGAUGAUAAUGAUGAUGAUGAUAAGGACGGCGAAGACGACGACGAUGAUUCGUGAGCUUUUCUUUUUUACCAUGUAUUUUUUCUUAUUAUUUCUAACAGAUCAUUCGAUCAUUUUGUUCGUUUGCUUUUACUUUUACUAUAUCUUUUCUUUUCUUUCCUUUUUCUUUUGUUCUUUUUCUGUUCUUUUUUCCUUUUCUUCCCUAUUACCUUCAACAGUCGAAAGAUAGAAAAACAAAUAUGGUAGCGAGGGAAGGGGAAAGAAAGAAAAUAUAUAAAUCAAAUCGGUCCUCUUGUUUCCACGUUUCGCGGUGAUCGUCGCUCGGACGGCUCGAAUCCCCUUCCGUUGUGUAUAUCUCUUUUUUUCUUUUUUUUUUUUAGAUAUAUAUAUAAAUAAAUAUAUAUAUAUAUACAUACAUUUAGUAAUAUAUUAACUCUCUUAUACGUAGUGUGUAUAAAACGCCAAAACCGAGAAGGAGAACGGGCGAUUAUAUAUGUCGCUUACGACGGACUAAAAACUUUAUCAAACUUCGUCAUACGUUUUCUUCUUAUUCUUAUUAUUAUUAUUAAUAUUAUUAUUAUUAUUAUAUUAUUAUAUAUUAUUAUUAUAUAUUAUUAUAUUAUUAUAUUAUAUUAUAUUAUAUUAUUAUUUUAUUUUA